Suillus discolor is the source of this 743-nucleotide messenger RNA. RefSeq names its product RBP11-like subunits of RNA polymerase. The coding region runs from base 24 to 329 and encodes 101 amino acids. The transcript has 5 exons. The record is from RefSeq and is a predicted model, not a curated record. Gene Ontology annotation, molecular function: protein dimerization activity; DNA binding; DNA-directed RNA polymerase activity. Gene Ontology annotation, biological process: DNA-templated transcription. NCBI's taxonomy places the organism in Eukaryota, Fungi, Basidiomycota, Agaricomycetes, Boletales, Suillaceae. Gene Ontology annotation, cellular component: RNA polymerase III complex; RNA polymerase I complex.
AGACGAGCCCAAAAAUCAAGAUUAUGGCGGGUGCCGCGCCAGACCUAUCUGCGGCUACAUUCCAAAUUUUCGACGAGUCGCAUACGAUUGGAAAUGCUCUGCGGUGGAUGAUCAUGAAAAACCCGAAGGUGGAGUUCUGUGGAUACAGCGUGCCCCAUCCUUCCGAAAACCUCAUUCAACUGCGAAUACAGAUGUAUGAUGGGCUUUCGUCCUUGAAUGCGCUCCUUGAAGCACUGACGAAUCUUGAUGCCGUAUGUGAGACCGUCGAACACAAGUAUCACGCAAGUCUUGCUACGAAUGACUAUGAGCGGUGGGAGGAGAGGAGCUAGGCAGUGCUGGUGUGUGCAACAAUUGACUUGCCACUUUCACGACGGGCGCACUGUCGUUUAUUCGUUGUGCACGCGAUCAUGUCACGGUGGACCACUCACUUCUGGAGUUUGGUGCAAUAUCAGAUGCAUUUUCGGAUGUCUAACAGAAUGAGUAUCCUGCAUGUAACGAUUUGUCUUGCGAACUUGUUUAUCAAGUGAGUAUCAUUGAUCAGCUGGGAUGUUGACCUUGGCGAUACUUUCUGUGAGUAGGUUCCACAGGUAAUGAUGGCAGUGUCGAGUUCAUGUGGGCUAUUUAAAGCUGACUGCAGGGUUGAACUCAGUACACAACCGAACAAUGGUGCAUGACCAAGUAACGUUAACCCUAUGAUUUAAUUAGCAUGCUUUGUAAAUCCAAAUGACGGUGGUUUUUUGUAU